Molecule: messenger RNA, 9750 nt
Organism: Lodderomyces jiufengensis
Lineage: Eukaryota; Fungi; Ascomycota; Pichiomycetes; Serinales; Debaryomycetaceae
Gene: TOM1
Product: E3 ubiquitin-protein ligase
Exons: 1
Coding region: 1-9750 (3249 amino acids)
Biological process (GO): proteasome-mediated ubiquitin-dependent protein catabolic process; protein polyubiquitination; positive regulation of protein catabolic process
Molecular function (GO): ubiquitin-protein transferase activity
Source: RefSeq, a predicted model, not a curated record
AUGGCUCAACCUGUAAAAGAUUUAAUUAGUGAUCUAAUAGACAGUACAGAUGAUGAAUUUCCUAUUAAAUUGAAAUCUAAUAUUAAAUGGAAUAGAGCAAGAGGGGAUUUAUUACAUUGGAUUCCAAUUCUAAAUAGAAUUGAUGAUAUUCUAGCAACCUACAUAAAAGAAUACGAUUUAGAAAAUGAAUAUCCUAAACUACUUAUAAUACCAGAACCAGAUAAAACCAAGAUCAUUUCAUGUUUGGAGUUCACAAACACUUUAUUAAAUAACUGUUCAGAUAAACAAAUUUAUUCAAGUUCAGAAAGAAUAUAUGCAUUAAUAAAUACACCUACUUUAAAUAUAAGGCUAAAAGCAUUAGAAGUAGCAGUUAUGUUGGGAGAAAAAUUUGUAACUACUGGUGCUUCGAGAUUUUCUGCUCCAAAAAAUGCUAGAAAUAAAAUAUUGGAAUUAGCAAGAUCGUAUCCUCCAUUAGUUCCACUGGAUUGUCCAUCAAGACAGUAUGAAAUGGAUCAAUCAAAAGAAUCAAAUGAUAUUUCAAGUAUUAUAGGAGAUCAUUAUAAUUUUGUAAGUACAUUAAAUCCAAAUAAAAGUUUACCAAAAAAAUGGAAGAGUAUAAAUUUUCAAUAUUAUAAAUCAACAGUUGCAAAUCAAAAUGCAAAAGAUAAGAAUUCCGUACUGGAAGGUCUUCAAAUUUUUUCAAUUCCAGAAGAUUCAGUUGCAAAAUUUUCACUAGAUCAAUUGUUUGCAAAAGGUAUGGAAAUUUUACCUAAAGAUUCUUGGUUUGCCUAUUCUAUAGCUGCAGAAGUUGCAAAAUCUUUUAAUUCACUGCUGCAAGAAGCAUUUCAACUACGUGAAAAAUUAAUUCAAGUCAAAUGUCUAGCAACUGGAUUUUCAUGUUGUAUGUUAUCAAAUCAAAAUACUUCAUCAAAAUUAUUGGAAACUGAACCUUACAUUUUAAGCUUUUUAGUUGAUGCAAUACUGCCUGAUAAUAAUAAGAUUGUUUCAAAAGACGUUUUUUAUUCAGCAAUGAAAGCACUUGAAUGUAUCUCAAUGAAAAAAGUUUGGGGUGGUGACAUAUUAAGGUGCAUGAAUGGAAAUGUUAGUCAUGGAACUUUAUUUCAAUGUUUAAGACAUAUUAAAGACAUGGUUGAACGUGAUGAUCCAAACUAUUAUGAAGAAGCUUAUAUAUUAUUUUUCAAUAUGCUUGGUAAUAUGAUAACAACUAAAAGUCUUCUUCCAAGACUUGCAUCAGGUGGAUUAUUGAAUGAUUUAAUGCCAUUUUUGAACAUACGGUCAAAAUAUAAAUGGAGUUGCUCUGCAGCUGUUCAUCUGCUUGCUUUAUAUCUUUCAGCAAAUAUUGAGUCUUCAUUGGAUGAGUUUAUUGCAAAUGGUGGGUUUACAUCUUUAAUUAAUGCUAUUAGACACGAAAUUCAAUUUGCCCUUGCAAAUCCCCAACAUUCAGAUCCAUUUCAUGGUGAAAUAGCUCCAUAUUCAGGUCUACCAUUAAGAAGAGUUAAUUAUUUAAAAAAUUUGAUGAAAUUGGUUGCAGAUUUAUUAAAUUCAGAUCAAGGUGAUAGACUUAGGAAUUUAUUCGAUUCACCAAUACUUGAAAGUUUCAAUCAAAUAGUGACAAAUCCUACUCUAUUUGGACCUCAAGUUCUAGCAUAUACUAUUGAUUCAGUGUUUUACAUAAUUCAUAACGAACCAACCGCAUUUUCAAUAUUGAAUGAAGCUAAAGUGAUUGAUACAAUUUUGGAUAAUUAUGGAAAAUUGUUUCUACCAUCUGGUCAAUUAUUAAUGUCAUUACCUGAAGUUUUAGGAGCUAUCUGUUUAAACAAUGAAGGUUUAGAAAAAGUUAAACAAAAAAAUAGUAUUGCAACUUUCUUCAAAUCAUUUUAUGACUUAUCACUAGCUAAAGUUUUGGUUAAGUCAGAUAUGGCUACCAAUUUAGGAUGUUCAUUUGAUGAAUUGGGAAGACAUUAUUCUAGCUUGAAACCGAUCAUCUUGGAAGAGGUAAAGAAGUUAUUAGUUGAAAUGGUACCAUAUGUCGAGGAACGCAUGAAAGGAAUCAAAAUUUAUAAUGAAGACAAAUCUUUCUUUUACAAUGGAAAAGAUUCUGCAAAUUUACAAUUGACUAAAGAUGGGAAAGAAGUAGAAAGUUGGGAUAAUCAAGAUUGUGCUUUUUUACUUGAUAAUGUAUAUUUUUUCCUUGGUGGUUUAUUACAAGAUAGUGGCCAAUGGGGAUCUGAUGUUGUUCGUAAAAUCGAUUUUAACAUUUGGCUUCAUUUUAUAACCCUUAAAAAUGCUCCUUAUGAUUACUUUUUAUCAAAUGGUAUAUCUUCAUUGAUGGGCAUAUUAAAAUAUUUUGAUGAUGAAAAUAGAGAAUAUGGUUUUCCUAUAGUGGUGGAAAAAUUAAGAGAUUCUUUUGGUAAUGAAUUAUUAAACAAUUAUAUAUUUUAUGAAGGAGAUGAUUCCUUUUUUGAUACCCUUGAUCCAACUGAAGCAGAUGAAUUAUUGCAAGUUUUAAACCAAGUUAAUACUUUAUUGUUUACAUUAACGGAAAUUUACAUGAAUUUAGGUUUACUUUUUAACGAUAGAAUUAAUCAAAUUUUAGAUCAAUUUGGUACCUAUCAAACUUUUAGUAAGUGCUUAUACAUGCUUUUACAAAGAAGUAUAAUCGAAGAAACCAUUUUACGAAACCGAACACCUGAUGAAGUUUUAAAAUUAACUUCCAAUUUCCCUAAUGACAGUCCACCAUUACAAAUUCAUGUAUGUGAUCCAGCAGAUUCAAAAGCUGAUACUUCAUACACAAACCCUCAAUUUAAAAACACUUUGCAAUUCCGUACACUUAAUUAUUAUUUCCAAGGAUACAUCGCAUUAAUAUUUGCCACUGCCGUUCGAGCUUGUAUGCCAAAAAGAACUGACUUUAUGUGCUACCUGUCUAAAAAAGAUGCAAUAAUAUUCAUAUUAUGGAUUGCUUAUUUAAUGACAAAUUCAUAUGCUCACCCCGUUGAACCAAGAUACAAUAAACAAUGUUACCUUAUGGCAAUAUCAAACGUUAAUUUAUAUAUAAUUAAUCAAAAGGAGAGAAACAAAGAUAAUGUUUUCACUCCUAUAAUAAUGGCAUUAUUUCAAACUUUAUUUUAUGACGUACUUACUGAAGUGACAUUUGACUUAAUAAAAGAUUUAGUUAAAAUGGAUCCAGAAGAAGUACAAGAAACUGCAGAACUUAAAUAUAUAAGCCCACAACCAAGUAGUGUUGUUAAAAAUGCUAUUAGUCAAAACCUUAUGAUAUUUGCUAAAUCGGUUAAUGGUGAUGAAUUGAGUAAUUUUCCAUUUGCUAAAGGGUUUUUUGCAAAAGGUUAUGGUCCAAAUAUUGAUUCUGAAAUAAUAUCAUCAACUUUACUUCAAAUUAGAGAUAAAGCACUUGUAUUGGUUGAAAGAUUAACUGGUUUAAUUACAAAAUCAAAUGACAACGCUCUUGAAAUGAAGAAUAUACCCACUCCAUUGAUUGAACAACUUAUAUAUAUUGCUGUGAACAUUUUUGGUGCUAAGAAGGAAAUACCUUCAGAAUUUGUUCCAUUAGCAGAAGAAUUGGUAUUUCCACCCGAAGAACAAGUGGCUUUUCUAAUAUCAUUAGGUAUGUCAGAAAGUCAAGCAGAGCAUUAUUUUGAGCAUGAAACUGAUUUAUCAAACUUACGUAAAGGGAAAGCACUACCUUGUCCUGAAUUUAGUGAAUUUUCAGCAAAAGACUGGAAAAAUUUUGCCAGAGAAUUGAAUGAAAGUGAUGUUGAUUUUAGUGUGUAUGUUCCUGAUUUUAAAAAGAGAAAAGAUAUACUAAAAGAUAGAGAUCAAAAAUGGUCUUCUGAUGAUUGGUUGAAUAUUGCAGUUACUUAUCCAAAAACUGCUCAUUUAAUUGCUGAUCUAUUCUUGACAUUACAUAAAGGUCAAAUUAUUGACGUUUUGAUUAAUAAAGUUUCUCAAGAUAUUCAAAACUUGGAAGAAGAAACUUAUGUGGUUUAUAUUCAUUUGAUUUCAUUGCUACUUCAAGACAAUGAUGUCAAAAAGAAAGGUGGUUUGACCGAAGUUGGCAAAAUAUUCAAAAAAGGAGUCAUCGAUGAACAAAACGUUGAUAAAGGGUACUUUCAGUACUUGAUGUCCAUAGUAGAACAGAAAUUGAUAACUGAAGACGUUCCUGAACCGCAAAAAUCCAAACAUGAUAAACUUGACUAUAAAAAAGAAAGUAAUAAAGGUCAAGUCGAUGAAAUGAAAGAAAAUAUUUACUCACAAAUAAUACCAAUAAAAGAGGUGAAGAGUCUUAGAUCUGCCAAUGGUUUAGCUCGGGUACUUGCAUUAUUUGCUAAAGACCACUCGUUUGCUGAAAAAAUAUCACAACUACCCUUACUUGCAAAUUUAAUACAAUUUUCCAAAGCUGAAAGUAAAGAUAAGGUAGUUCAAGAAUCCUUAAAAACAAGUGUAGUUCUUAUGCUAAGAUUUUGCUUCGAAUCAAGAGAUAUUGUUGAAUCUUACAUGAAACCUGAACUUUCCAGCAUUUUUGGUCAUGGUAUCAAACAAUCCAAAAAUUUGAGGGUAUUAUUGAAAGAUAAUUUAUCAUUGGUUUUCAGAGAUCCUAAGGCACUUACUGAUGAGAUAUCUAAAAAUAUUUUACUUGAACAUUAUGAUGGUGGGAAAGAUCUUGUUUUUGGAGAUUUACAAGUUGUAAAAGCUAAGAAGGAAGAAGACUCUAAAUCGUCAGACACUGAAAUGACAGAUCAUGGUACAAAAGAAUUAAAAUCAGGAACAAUUAUGGGUGUUUUAUUGACUGAAUUAAUGGAAGCUGUGAAGACUGACUGGGUAUCAAAUCCUAAGUCUGACAAAGAAGACAAGGACAAAAGUGAUAAAAAAGAAGUUAAUUUAUUUGAAAAUACCAAUUUUGCAUAUAUUUGUUUCUUAUUACAAAGUAUCACGGAAUUAUUAGGUUCAUACAAACAAGCUAAAUUUGAUUUUUUGACAUUUUCAAGAAAAGUUCAAAGUGAAAUAAAACCCAGAUCAACAUCAUUAAAUUUCUUCAUUCAUCAAUUGAUACCAACACACCUGUUAGAAAGUUCUGGACCUGAGUAUGAUAGACGUUGUGCUGUUUCGUCUGUUGCAAAAAUGUCAAUUAUGAGUUUAAUUUCUUCACCAUUAUUGGAUAAUUCCGAAGAAACUAGUCCUAAAAAAGAGGAUCCAGAUCUUGCUUUAAUCAGAAGAUUUGUUGUUGAUCUAUUAAUUAAAAUUAUGAAAGAUACUUCGAAUCUAAAUAUUACAGCUAGAUCAAGGUAUGGUAAAUUACUAGAUUUGUUCGAUUUAAGUGGGGUUUUGAUUUCACCUAAAUUUAGAGAUGCUAUUGGACCUUUAUUAAACAAGGAAUCUACAAAAUAUGAUAUUUAUCACAUUACCAAAGUUUAUGUUGAAAAACACUUACCACAAUUAUUAACUACUUUAAUUGCCGAAUUUGAUUUAAAUUUUCCAGAAAUUGACAGAGUAAUCAAAACUGUAUUGAAACCAAUUGCAUACUUGGGUAAAAACAAAGUUGAGUAUCAAGACUUAUUUAAAGAAGAAAGCAAAGAAGAAAAUGAUGAAGACGAUAUUGUACCUGAAGAUGAACAUGAGGGUAGAGAAGAAACUCCAGAUUUGUUCCGUAAUUCUACAUUGGGUAUGUAUGAUGUUGAUAUUGAUAGUGAUGAUGAACAAUUUUAUCAAGAUGGUCCAUUAGAAGUUAUUAUGUCUGGUGAUGAAAUUGAUAGUGAUGAAUCAUCUGAACUUUCAGCCAUUGAUUCUUCUGGUGACGAAGAUGACAAUGAUGAUGAGGAUGAGGAUAUAGAUAUGGAUGCAGAAUCAUUUGAAGGAGGUAAUAUUUAUGAAGAUGGCUCUGGUUCAGAAGGUAGUCUAGAUGAUAUAGAAAUUAUUGAUGAAUUAGAUAUCGACUCAUCAAGUGAUGUUGAAAAUUUUGAUAAUUCAGGUGAAGAAGAAAUUGAGAUAGAUGACGAUGAUGAUGAUGAUGGUGAUGACAGCGAAAGUGAAGACGAAGAUUCAGAAAGUGAAUAUGAUGAAGAUGAGUUAGACGGCUGGAUUGAAGAGUUUGAAGAUGGUCAAGAUCCAAACGAAUCUGCAAAUGGUCGUAGUCAUAAUCGUCUGCGUGGUCGUCUGUUUAGUAAUGUACAUGAUGCAUUUCAUUCAUUUUUGCAUGAUCCGCAUGGUUUCAGAUCUGGAAGAGAAAUUUUUAAUGAUGAGAAUGAAGGAUCUGAAGCUGAAAAUAGUGACGAUGAAUCAAGACUGGAAGUUGAUAUAAGAAUGAUUAAUACUCAUAAUCAUGGAUUAAGAAGAGUAUUUGAUCAAGCUGGAUUUUCACAAUUGGAAAGAAGUUCACCGGCUUUAUCAGUUUUAUUAGAUGGACUUUUCAGAGAAGGAAAUUUCAGAGGUUCAAUUGAAAUAAGUAAUGAAGACAGUCGUGGUGGUGCUACUUCAAUUGGUAGAUUGUUUGAAAAUAUGAUGCAUCUUGGACAAGCUGCAAAACAUGCUGAACAUACUCAUAAUCUUCAUAUUAAAUCUACAAAGGAGAGAUGGGUGGACGCUUUGAAAAUGUUUGAUCCAAAAGAUAAAGAUGAUUUAGUCUUAAGAGUUAUACCCGGAAUUAUAGACAAAAUAGAUGAAAAAAGUGCUGAAGUUUAUCAAGAAAAAUUAUCAGAGAUGCUGAAACUUAGAAAGGAAAGAGAAGAAAAGGAAAAAAAGAGAUUGGAAGAUGAGCAAAAAAAACGUGAAGAAGAGGCUAAAAGAAGAGAAGAAAUUGCAGCAAAUGCUCCACCAAGAGAUCCAGUUAUGGUUAGAAUUGGAGAUAGAGAUGUUGAUAUUAGUGGAACUGAUAUAGAUCCUGAUUACAUUGAAGCAUUACCAGAAGAUAUGAGAGAGGAAGUCCUAGCGCUGUAUGUGAGAGAAAGAAGAGCAAAUGCAACUUCUACUGGUACUGACGCUAGAGAAAUUGAUCCAGAUUUCUUAAAUGCAUUACCCGGUAAUAUUAGACAAGAAAUUUUACAACAAGAAUCAUUAGCAAGAAGAUAUUCCGCAUUUGAAGGAAACAGAGACGAAUUUAGCGAUGCUGUAGAAGAUCAUGAUGAAGAUGAUGAAGAUGAUCAUGAUGAGGAUAUUGGAAAUAUGAUUUAUUCCAUGAGACCUCAAUCUAGACGUACCAGUGCUGCUGCUACUUCUGCUUCUGUUUCUGCUUCUGCUAGAACUUUAAAUUCAGCUGAAUCAUCGAAAAAGAAAUCAUCAGGUAAAAUAUUUUUCUUACCAUUAGUUGAUAAAAAUGGUAUAGCUGCAUUAGUAAGAUUGUUGUUUUCUCCAUUGUCAAUAAUCCAAAGAGAACAAAUUUAUCAUGCACUUCAAUAUAUUUGUCAUAACAAACAAAGUAGAAUUGAAACUAUGAAUUUAAUGAUUGCCAUAUUACAUGAUAUUUUUACCAGUCAAAAACUGAUUCAAAAAAUAUAUUCACAACUUUGUUCUCGUGCAUUAGGCGGUAAAGAAGUCAAAGUUAGAGUACCAUUAAAUACCACUCCAAUUUCAAUAGGUAUUCAAUUCAUCGAGUCCAUAGAUUAUUUACUUGAAAAGAAUAUUCAUUUGAGGUAUUAUUUAUUAACAGAGCAUGAAAUUCUGGUAUCAUCAACUAAAAAAGGUAAAAAAUCAUUAAAAGAAAGUAUUUAUCCAAUAAAUAGUUUGUUAAAAUUGUUAGACAACAAAUUGGUUGCAGAAGAUCAAACAUUUUUAGAUAUUUUAGCAAGAGUAUUACAAGUUUCAACUCGUCCAUUAAAUUCUUUCAAAAAAAGCGGCGAAGAAGGCAAGCCAAUCACACCAAUUCCAAUACCAACAAUUCCAGAAGAAAAUCUUAGAUAUAUUGUUAAAAUUUUAACCGGUAAUGAUUGUUCAAAUUCAACAUUCAGAAGAGCAAUUAGUGCAAUGCAAAAUUUGGCAGCUUUAUCAAGUGCACUGGAAAUUUUUACAAAAGAAUUGUCUGAAAAAGCAAGUGAAUUUGGUAAUAAAAUUAUCAAUGACUUAAAUAAAUUAAGUAAAGAAUUGAAUGAUAAGGGAGAAUUAAGUAGUAAAUUGUUCUCAAAAUUUAGUGCUCAUUCAUCGGAUCAAGCUAAAUUGUUACGUGUUUUAACUGCUUUGGAUUAUAUGUUUGAACAUAAAGAUGAAAAAAUUAAAGAAAAAAAUAAUGAUAUUGAAGAAUUAACUGAAUUGUAUAAGAAAUUAGCACUUGGAAAUCUUUGGGAUGCUUUAAGUGAAUGUUUAAGAACUUUAGAAAGUAAACCUCAAUAUCAUACUAUUGCAAAUGCAUUAUUACCAUUAAUUGAAGCUUUGAUGGUUGUUUGUAAACAUGGAAAAGUACGUGAAAUUAAAGAUAAUCUUAAAUAUGAAGUUAAAAGAAUCGAUUUUUCAAAAGAACCAAUUGAAUCCUUAUUCUUUUCAUUUACUGAUGAACAUAAAAAGAUACUUAAUCAAAUGGUUAGAACAAAUCCAAACUUAAUGAGUGGUCCUUUUGGUAUGUUAGUUAAAAAUCCAAGAGUAUUAGAAUUUGAUAAUAAAAAGAAUUAUUUUGAUCGUAAAUUACAUACAGAUAAAAAGGAAAAUUCAAAAUUAUCAGUUAAUGUUCGUCGUGAUCAAGUGUUUUUAGAUUCUUAUCGUGCAUUAUUUUUUAAACCAAAAGAUGAAUUUAAAAAUUCUAAAUUAGAUAUUAAUUUCAAAGGCGAACAAGGUAUCGACGCUGGUGGUGUUACAAGAGAAUGGUAUCAAGUAUUAAGUAGACAAAUGUUUAAUCCAGAUUAUGCAUUAUUUACUCCGGUUGUAUCUGAUGAAACAACUUUCCAUCCUAAUCGUACUUCAUAUGUUAAUCCUGAACAUUUAUCAUUUUUUAAAUUCAUUGGUCGUAUAAUAGGUAAAGCCAUAUAUGAUAACUGCUUUUUAGAUUGUCAUUUUUCAAGAGCAGUUUAUAAAAGAAUAUUAGGUCAACCACAAUCAUUAAAAGAUAUGGAAACUUUAGAUUUAGAUUAUUAUAAAUCAUUAAUUUGGAUGUUGGAAAAUGAUAUAACUGAUAUAAUAACUGAAACUUUCAGUGUUGAAACUGAUGAUUAUGGAGAACAUAAAGUUAUUGAUUUAAUUGAAAAUGGUGCAAAUAUUCCAGUUAUUGAAGAAAAUAAACAAGAUUAUGUAAAAAAAGUUGUUGAAUAUAAAUUACAAACAUCAGUUGAAGAACAAAUGGAAAAUUUUUUAAUUGGAUUUCAUGAAAUUAUAUCAAAAGAUUUAAUUGCAAUAUUUGAUGAAAAAGAAUUAGAAUUAUUAAUAUCUGGAUUACCUGAUAUUGAUGUUCAUGAUUGGCAAACUCAUACAAGUUAUAAUAAUUAUUCACCAUCAUCUUUACAAAUUCAAUGGUUCUGGAGAGCUGUUAAAUCUUUUGAUAAUGAAGAAAGAGCAAGAUUAUUACAAUUUGCAACUGGUACAUCAAAAGUUCCAUUAAAUGGGUUUAAAGAAUUAAGUGGUGCAAGUGGUACUUGUAAAUUUAGUAUUCAUCGUGAUUAUGGUACAACUGAUAGAUUACCAUCAUCUCAUACAUGUUUUAAUCAAAUUGAUUUACCUGCAUAUGAAAAUUAUGAAACUUUAAGAGGUUCUGUAUUGAUGGCUAUAACUGAAGGUCAUGAAGGUUUUGGAUUAGCUUAA